AUGUCUUUGGGACCCUUGGAAAGCAGCAGCAACAUUUCCUCCACCUUUCUGCUGAGUGGCAUUCCUGGGCUGGAGCACAUGCACAUCUGGAUCUCCAUCCCAUUGUGCUUCAUUUACCUGGUUUCCAUCCUGGGCAACUGUACUAUCCUUUUUAUCAUUAAAACAGAGCCCUCACUCCAUGAGCCUAUGUACCUUUUCCUGUCCAUGCUGGCUGUGACUGACCUGGGUCUGUCUCUUUGCACCCUCCCUACAGUGCUAGGUAUCUUUUGGAUUGGGGUGAGAGAUAUUGGUCACGAUGCCUGUUUUGCCCAGCUCUUUUUCAUUCACUGUUUGUCCUUCCUAGAGUCCUCUGUGCUGCUGUCUAUGGCCUUUGACCGCUUUGUGGCCAUUUGUCGCCCCUUGCACUAUGCUUCCAUUCUCACCAACACAGUCAUUGGCAGGAUUGGCCUGGUUUCCCUGGGUCGCAGUGUAGCACUCAUUUUCCCAUUGCCUUUUAUGCUCAAAAGAUUCUCCUAUUGUGGCUCUGCACUUCUCUCACAUUCCUAUUGUCUCCAUCAAGAAGUAAUGAAAUUGGCCUGUGCAGACAUUAAAGCCAACAGCAUCUAUGGCAUGUUUGUCAUUGUUUCAACAGUGGGUGUAGACUCACUGCUCAUUCUCUUCUCCUAUGCCCUGAUCCUACAUACUGUGCUGUCUAUUGCAUCCAGGGCUGAGAGAUUCAAAGCUCUCAACACCUGUGUUUCCCAUAUAUGUGCUGUGCUUCUCUUCUACACUCCCAUGAUUGGUUUGUCCAUCAUCCACCGGUUUGGGAACAAGGCACCUCAUCUUGUCCAAGUGAUCAUGGGCUUUGUGUACCUUCUAGCCCCUCCCCUGAUGAACCCCAUAGUCUAUAGUGUGAAGACCAAACAGAUCCGAGAUCGUGUGGCCCAUGCCUUUUGUUGUUAG
This is a messenger RNA of Neofelis nebulosa (Clouded leopard), 942 nucleotides long. RefSeq names its product olfactory receptor 51G2. Gene Ontology annotation, cellular component: membrane. The record is from RefSeq and is a predicted model, not a curated record. Gene Ontology annotation, molecular function: olfactory receptor activity; G protein-coupled receptor activity. Gene Ontology annotation, biological process: G protein-coupled receptor signaling pathway. Bases 1 to 942 code for a protein of 313 amino acids. NCBI's taxonomy places the organism in Eukaryota, Metazoa, Chordata, Mammalia, Carnivora, Felidae. The transcript has a single exon.